AUGAGCUACCUACAACCCUACCCAACGAAUCCCGCUAACUCGCAGGUUUUCUUUGACGUUGUCGAGUAUACUGGAACAAGCUUCCUCGAUACAACCAGUCGCUCCCCUAUUGGCCGCAUCGAGUUUGAGCUCUUCGACGACACGGUGCCCGUCACAGCGCGUAACUUCAGGGAGCUGUGCCGCGGCGCCCCUGGAAAGGCCCCUGGGGGUAAACCACUCUCCUACAAAGGCUGUGUAUUCCAUCGCAUCAUCCCGAACUUCAUGAUACAAGGGGGAGACAUCACGAACGGAAACGGCACCGGCGGCUGUUCCAUUUACGGGACACGCUUCAGGGAUGAGUCUUUCCAAGGAAAGGCUGGACGACACAAAGGCCCCGGUAUCCUUUCUAUGGCCAAUGCAGGUCGAAACACCAACGGUUCUCAGUUCUUCAUCUGCACCACGCCGUGCAUGUGGCUUGACAGCAAGCACGUCGUCUUUGGCCAGGUCACGAAAGGGUUUCAGUAUGUCAAGAUUUUGGAGUCGUAUGGUACUCCAAAUGGGAAACCAUCGAGGGUUGUCCUUGUAAACGAUUGCGGUGUCCUCAAAGAAAAUGAGUAG
Messenger RNA from Phytomonas sp. EM1, 597 nucleotides. Lineage: Eukaryota; Euglenozoa; Kinetoplastea; Trypanosomatida; Trypanosomatidae. The record is from the annotation of a GenBank genome assembly.